AUUUUUUUUGACGGGGGGUGCGGAAUUGGAGUAAGAGGAAAAAGUACGGAGAGAUUUGCCCUAAGGCUAGGAGAGAGGAGAAGGUAAGCUGCUGGAUAUAAAAGAGGACGGCUACGGCUAAACGACGUUUUACCCUCCGUUUUAAGUGGAGCACCUUCAUAGAAGAGAAUCGGGCGUUAUGUGGCCGGGGCGACUGCUGACUUGUGCCCUGCGAAUCGCCGCUGUGCUGUCGCUGUCGGUCGUGGCUGCAGAGGGCGCUGCGGGAGACAGCGACCCUGACAAACAAGUCCAGUCGCGACCAAGCAGGACGAAGAGGAAAGGCGGAAGUCAAGAUGUUUUGAAGGGACCCAAUGUCUGUGGAUCUCGUUUCAAUGCCUACUGCUGUCCAGGAUGGAAGACCCUCUUGGGUGGAAACCAGUGCAUUGUCCCGAUUUGCCGCAGCUCCUGCGGGGAUGGGUUUUGCUCCAGACCUAACAUGUGCACCUGCCCAAAUGGACAGAUUGCACCCUCUUGCGGUUCAAAAUCAGGUGCGUUGCUGAGACACAGACCCAUGCCAUCAAACACCAUGCACUUUCUUUUACUGUUUGACUACUGGGUGUUGAACAAUGUGCCUGACAUCCAUGUCAUUUCCUCUGUGCACAUCUGUAGCCAAGCACUUCUAAACCAGAGUCAGCCUCCCUGUGCAUCUCUGUGUGCACUGCUUUCCACACAGAAGGGCUUUUCUUUAGGCUGCAGCAUUACCUCUCACAUGGGAGGGCUAUUAGAUCAGCCUAUAGUUUGA
Messenger RNA from Megalops cyprinoides (Indo-Pacific tarpon), 781 nucleotides. Its product is annotated as fibrillin-1-like. The record is from RefSeq and is a predicted model, not a curated record. The coding region runs from base 179 to 781 and encodes 200 amino acids. Lineage: Eukaryota; Metazoa; Chordata; Actinopteri; Elopiformes; Megalopidae. The transcript has 4 exons.